UUCAUGUUGUCAUUCUUCCUGCGAUGGCUGAAAUCGUGAUGUGUGAGCCGUUUGCGCUCUACAAUCUCCUGAACCAGUGCAGGUGUGUGCCAAGGCUGGCAGAGAUCAACUACCUCUGUUUGAUUGAUGCUCGUGAAUCCCAAGAUUACAACACGAGUCACGUCAUAACAGCUAAAAAUGCCACAGUGAAUUCAGAAGGCAAAUUCCUGCUGCCAGUGGCUGUGGAGGUUGACAGUAUGCAGCACAUUGUGGUCUACGACAGCAACACCAGCUGUUUACAGGAACAAGGCAGAGCAGUUGAAUGUGCCCAGGCCCUGGCUAAAGCUAGCCGCUAUCCAGUCCACAUAGUGAGAGGAGGCUUUCAGAGGUUCUCAGCUCUGUACCCUUUCUUAAGGACUGAGAAAAUUAUGUACACCAUCAUGGAGCUGGAAAACCUGAAGACGUAUCCAGUGGAGAUCAUAGUCGGACUGCUGUACAUGGGUGACCAGAAACAAGGCAUGGACUCCAGUGUCCUCAGAGACCUGAAAAUCAGCGCUGUCAUCAGCAUCUCACAGAGUGAUACUCUGGAAUCUAGAACCAUAAAGGGGAACCAGACCAUCCUUAACAUCACUGUGGCUGACUCGGUGUCAUCUGAUUUAUAUUCAAGUUUUGAACGGAUUUGUAGUUUCAUUGGGUCACACAUCAACAUGGGCUCUCGUGUCCUGAUAGUUUCCAGGCAGGGCAGAAGCCGCUGCAGCACUCUAACCAUUGCCUUUCUCAUGCACCACCUCAAAUACACACUGAAGGAGGCCUGGAAUUACAUGCUCAAAUGUAAACCUGACAUGAGACCAAACACAGGGUUUCUACAGCAGCUGUCUGACUGGGAGCUUCACACCAUGGGAACAAAAGUGACUGAUAUCUCUGAAUCUAAUUUUUAACAAAGGAAUGUGACUAGUUCAUAUUCAAUAAAGAUAAC
Messenger RNA from Toxotes jaculatrix (banded archerfish), 955 nucleotides. RefSeq names its product serine/threonine/tyrosine interacting-like 1 (gene styxl1). Gene Ontology annotation, cellular component: mitochondrion. The transcript has 8 exons. Gene Ontology annotation, biological process: positive regulation of intrinsic apoptotic signaling pathway; negative regulation of cytoplasmic stress granule assembly; protein dephosphorylation. Lineage: Eukaryota; Metazoa; Chordata; Actinopteri; Toxotidae. The record is from RefSeq and is a predicted model, not a curated record. Gene Ontology annotation, molecular function: protein phosphatase binding; pseudophosphatase activity; protein phosphatase inhibitor activity. Bases 24 to 917 code for a protein of 297 amino acids.